This is a messenger RNA of Amoebophrya sp. A25, 2935 nucleotides long. NCBI's taxonomy places the organism in Eukaryota, Dinophyceae, Syndiniales, Amoebophryaceae. The record is from the annotation of a GenBank genome assembly.
GUCUUACUGGCGGGCGAGCCUCCUCAGGUGAAAGACAAAGGGAUGAUGGAUAUCAUGGUCCUGGUGUGACUUCUUCUGCGGUGUGUGCUGCUUCGUUGGAACCAACUGCAAAUGGUCGAGGUGUAAGAACUUCGCAUGAUGUAAAUCUUGACUCUGAGGCCCGCACGACGAGGCGCCCGUCAAAGAGGUCAGCUUCAAAGAACAGUGCGCCAAGAGGGCGGAAAGGGCGUAGUACAGGCCGCCCAGGUUCGGGAAGAAGGCGCGGAGGUCGCAGUGACAGUGGUCCUCUCGAUGAUGGUAACCUCCUCUCUGAUCGAAGGUCACAGGAGCAUAGUGAAGGAGACGAGCAGCAGCAUAGCGUAGAAGUGAGCAAAGAAUGGACAGGUGCAAGUACGCGAGGGAUCGGAAAGUACACUACAGCGAACAACAAAGAGACACGAACAGGAACGGAUAGGGACAGAAGUAGGCAGCGUCCACCGAGACCUCGCGCGCAUCACCGCUCCUUAUCUAAAGGACCUGCCAGUGCCACCCCAUCAGUGAGUAGACCGAGAGGCGCGCCUGGGCCUCCACCAGCAGCAACAGCGCAUAGAAGUUCGUCGAUUCCGCUAUCCAGAGACGAGCACGAUGCGCGGCCGAAGCGGAGUUCAACCAAGAAAUUCAGUAUGGUCUCGCAAUGGCAUUAUCUGCAACAGCCGACUGCUUUGCGUCAAUAUUCAACCUCUGCGACUAACAGAGUAGUACCUGAGCAGCAAAAUGAAGAAAAUGACGAGGAGGAAAUAGGGGCGCAGCUCUUUUCAAUAGCAGCUCGGGAAGUUGAUCUCUUAGGGCGUGAUGGCGGUAAUCCAGAUACAUCAUUAGUCUCGAGAGACGAAGAGGGGAACCCUUGUGGUAUGGAAGAAGCACAAGUGCGGCUAUGGGUUCCGCUGAUGUACUGCACAUUCGAAGAGAGAAGAGCAAACACAGCAAUAAAUGAUGGCCCGGCGACGUCAAUAUCUUCAGAGUACAUGGCCAGCAGUAAUCCUGUUCAACGGAGAAGCAAAACUCCUCCUGCGACAUCAUCACCACAACAGACAAACACGGGAAAUUCUGCUGGUGCAGCGAGUUACAGCGAGCUAGGAUGUGCGCUCAUUCUUGGGCGCAUGAGUACCGACUUGGAGGAUCGCAGUCUGGAUGCUGGUGGGAGUCGAGCCCUUACUGAGUUAGAGCUAUCGGAAUUUGAGCGUACGUUUUCUGACGUAGCCUCCGCGAAUCCGCUUUUUCUCUACGCAACGGCUCCGGAUUUGCGUGGUGCCUCUCUGCAAGGCGCGGCUUCCCUCAAUGAAAUCAACGAUAAAGAGCAUGACCAGAGUAUCCAGCGCGCGGCAACAUCUCUAGAAGUACAACAAAACGGCUACCCGCCCCCGCGUCUAGCAGGAGGACGAGCGGGGGGACAGGAUGCAGUCCAUCUUGUUCCGGGGUCGAGACAGCUACCCACAACUUCUACAUCAGCAGCGGAGGGACAGCAGGAAGCAGACACGAUGAGUCCUAGCUUGAGCGGAAUCGGGUUUAAUAGCUAUUUCUUCACACGAUGGACACCAGGCUCUGAGCUUUUCUACCGCCAGGCCCCCUUCAUCUUUUCUGCCAUGCAACCACGUGAGCUGGUAAGACCUAGACACACAGAACAGCUAACACCUGCAGCCACAGGAGCUCAGCAGGUAGAAGAAGAACAGACGAUGACGAUUGUGGCCAGAGCCUCCGUGCCAGAGCCAGACUUUUCAGGUGAUAUGGAGGGACACCAGGAGGCGGAAGUAGCGGGUGCUAGAAAGGGACUACUCCAGGAACAGGUAAUGGACCCAGAUCCACCUGGCGAAGGUGCAGUUGGACAAGAUAGUGUUCAAACUGACGAUGAGAACACUAGAAGGGUUGCGUUUAACUUCGCUGAAGAUACUACUACUAGAAGAGAAGAUGAACAAGGAGGUGCUUCGGUAGAAAUAGCUAAGACUUCAUCGGGGGACGCCACGAGCAAGAGUAGUUUUUCUACGGAGUCGCUGUCAACGACGAAAACACCACUCGGACGUGCAUUGAACAGCUUUCUAAGUGGUGGAAUUGUCGAUAAGCUCGUGCUGUUUUCCGCUAAUAUACACGACCGCGCGCACUUUAUUCGGAAUCGGCACUUUUCACGGCGAGCACUGUAUCAGGAACCAGAAAUAGAGGAAGAGGAUGCAACAUCACUGGCGAAGACGCCACAGCAGGAGAACCAAGUAGAUGAAGUACUUCUAGCUCCUCCUACAAAUGAUGUUUAUGACGUAAACUACCUUGCCUUUGGAGGAUCGGUAGCAUCCGGGCUAUUGUCUCAUCAACAGAGAGGUGUUGGCCUUGACGGUGAAAAUCAUUCGCGGGACGUAUUCAAGAAUGCAGGAGCAGGCAGGGCCGACAGGGACACAGCAGGAGAUAGCACACACAACGGGAUCGAUCGUGCCUCGGAGGGUCAGAUAGAAGGUGAGGAUGAGUUGAUAGAAGACCAGCAAGGGGGGGAUGCGGGUCUCUCGCGGAUGGUGAGAGCUCGCCUUUUUGAGCUUCUAUUAAGGCUUACCGCAAUUCAUCCUAAGGAGCAUCUUUGACACGUUUUCAAGAAUAAAAGGCGUCAAAGAUGACUUUCAGGACGAUGAAUUUAUAUAAGCUCUAAUUCUAUCUGCGGAAAGAGUCCCAUUGUCGUCUGAGACAAGGUGGCAUGUCGUAGAUAGGGGAAAGGACGAUGAUACCAUACAGCUAACAACAUAUUUACACAUUCAAGAUGAGAACGCUGACGCAUCAACCUGAAGAACCUUGAGACGUGUUUUUCGUGAAUGUACCAAACAAUUUUCAUUUUGAGAACAAAGCAGAUUGUCAUCGUACAUGAUCAACGUAUUUUUUGCUGCUCUCUCUCUAGGCACUAUCUAUACGACUUUCUGACCUC